Messenger RNA from Thlaspi arvense, 822 nucleotides. The record is from the annotation of a GenBank genome assembly. NCBI's taxonomy places the organism in Eukaryota, Viridiplantae, Streptophyta, Magnoliopsida, Brassicales, Brassicaceae.
AUGGCCACCUGCAAGUUUCCAUCUAUCUAUCUUCAAGACAUGGGAGAUCACUUCGUGCUGCUGGUGGAUCGGUUGAUAACAGAAUCGACGAUCGAGGCAGCGAUCCAGAGCAGGAACCGGAUGCUGCAAGCCAAUGCACCUGUCGAGGAGGAAUGCAGAAUCCUCGAUGAGAAAACACUUGAGAAGCUUCGUAACGGAGAUUUGUCAAUGGUGCUGUGUAGAAUCUGUCACGAUGAGGACUUGGAUUCAAACAUGGAGACCCCUUGUUCUUGCAGCGGCAGCUUAAAGUAUGCGCAUAGGAGGUGCGUGCAGAGAUGGUGUAACGAGAAAGGUGACACAACCUGUGAGAUUUGCCAUCAGGAAUUCAAACCGGAUUAUACAGCGCCUGCUCCAUUGUUAGAGUUAGGUCAGGUUCCUCUUCAUUUCAGAGGGAACUGGGGAAUAUCUCAACGAGAGCAUCGUUUCAUCACAGUUGUACCAGCUGAUUCAGCUUUCCACGACGAACAAUACCCUCUUUCUUCUACCACAAGCUUCAUCUGUUGCCGUUCCCUUGUUCUCAUCUUCAUGGCUCUUUUGAUUCUCCGACACACCCUUCCUUUAAUCCUCACCGGCUCAAACCUCCAGGUCUUCCCUUUGUUCACGUUGUUGUUUCUGAGAGUACUCGGAAUCAUGCUACCAAUCUACGUCGUAACCAAAGCAGUCGCCACCUGCCGCCGCCAUGCUCAGACCUUAGAAGCCUCUGACUCUGAAGAUUCAUCUGAUGAAGAAACAGAUUUAUGGCGAUUGCCUCAAACGCAAUCGUACAUUAUAGGCGUGCCAUGA